Lipotes vexillifer (Yangtze River dolphin) is the source of this 2089-nucleotide messenger RNA. It is a transcript of the gene FOXP3, whose product is annotated as forkhead box P3. Gene Ontology annotation, molecular function: DNA-binding transcription repressor activity, RNA polymerase II-specific; RNA polymerase II cis-regulatory region sequence-specific DNA binding. Gene Ontology annotation, biological process: regulation of transcription by RNA polymerase II. Gene Ontology annotation, cellular component: nucleus. The transcript is spliced from 12 exons. The record is from RefSeq and is a predicted model, not a curated record. The coding region runs from base 182 to 1477 and encodes 431 amino acids. Lineage: Eukaryota; Metazoa; Chordata; Mammalia; Artiodactyla; Lipotidae.
ACACACUCAUCGAAAAAAAAAAUUGGAUUAUUAGAAGAGAGAGGUCUGUGGCUUCCACACCGUGGUUUUUCUUCUCGGUAUAAAAGCAAAGUUGUUUUUGAUAUGUGACAGUUUCCCACAAGCCAGGCUGAUCCUUUUCUGUCAGUCCACUUCACCAAGCCUGCCCUCGGACAAGGACCCAAUGCCCAACCCCAGGCCAGCCAAGCCCUUGGCUCCUUCCUUGGUACUCAGCCCAUCCCCAGGAGCCUUGCCCAGCUGGAGGGCUGCACCCAAGGCCUCAGACCAGCUGGGAGCCAAGGGCCCAGGGACAACCUUCCAGGGCCGGGACCUGCGAGGUGGGGCUCACGCCUCCUCUUCCUCCUUGAACCCCAUGCCACCAUCGCAGCUGCAGCUGCCCACAGUGCCCCUCGUCAUGGUGGCACCCUCUGGAGCACGGCUGGGUCCCUCGCCCCACUUGCAGGCACUCCUCCAGGACAGGCCACACUUUGUGCACCAGCUCUCAACGGUGGAUGCCCAUGCCCGGACCCCUGUGCUGCAGGUGCGCCCACUGGACAGCCCAGCUAUGAUCAGCCUCCCGCCACCCACUGCUGCUACGGGGGUCUUCUCCCUCAAGGCCCGGCCCGGCCUGCCACCUGGGAUCAACGUGGCCAGCCUGGAAUGGGUGUCCAGGGAGCCAGCACUGCUCUGCACCUUCCCAAGCCCCGGUGUGCCCAGGAAGGACAGCACCCUUUCAACCAUGCCCCAGGGCUCCUACUCACUGCUAGCAAAUGGUGUCUGCAAGUGGCCCGGAUGUGAGAAGGUCUUCGAGGAGCCAGAGGACUUCCUCAAGCACUGCCAGGCAGACCAUCUCCUGGAUGAGAAGGGCAGGGCGCAGUGUCUCCUCCAGAGGGAGGUGGUGCAGUCUCUGGAGCAACAGCUGGUGCUGGAGAAGGAGAAGCUGGGUGCUAUGCAAGCCCACCUGGCUGGGAAGAUGGCCCCAACCAAGGCCCCAUCCACGGCAUCAUCCGACAAGGGCUCCUGCUGUAUCGUAGCCACUGGCACCCCGGGCACCACUGUCCCAGCCUGGCCUGGUCCCCAAGAGGCCCCUGAAGGCCUGUUUGCUGUGCGGAGGCACCUCUGGGGCAGCCAUGCAAACAGCACGAUCCCAGAGUUCUUCCACAACAUGGACUACUUCAAGUUCCACAACAUGCGGCCCCCUUUCACCUAUGCCACCCUCAUCCGCUGGGCCAUCCUGGAGGCUCCCGAGAAGCAGCGGACACUCAACGAGAUCUAUCACUGGUUCACACGCAUGUUCGCCUUCUUCAGAAACCACCCUGCCACCUGGAAGAACGCCAUCCGCCACAACCUGAGCCUGCAUAAGUGCUUCGUGCGCGUGGAGAGUGAGAAGGGGGCCGUGUGGACCGUGGAUGAGUUUGAGUUCCGCAAGAAGAGGAGCCAGAGGCCCAGCAGGUGUUCCAACCCCACACCCGGCUCCUGACCUCAAAGCCAAGGAAAGAAGGAAGGACAGGGGCCAAAACGGGGGAGUAGAAGUGGCUGGAGGCAGGGGUGACCGGCCCUGAACGUGCCUGCAGGGACCAAGAAGUAAGGUGUGCACCAUCUUGCUGGCCAGGGACCCUGCUCCCCCAGCUGACCACCCUCCUGGAUCACAUGCUCUGCACCAAGGCUGCUCAGAGGGACCUCGGCCCCAACCCCACACCCCCACCCCAGCCCCCUGCGACCAGCUCUCCAGCCAAACUGAGCCUUCACAACCGACCACACACACAGCCUGCCUCAGUCGCUCUCACAGAUGACCUUAGGGCUGGAAAGGACACAGAGAGUCGCAAUCCUGUCCCUUGGACUCAAUACAAACCCUAAAACACGAAGAGCCUGCCUCAGUACACUCACACCACCUCAAAUCCGCAGUCACACAGUCACACCCGAGCACAGUCCUGUCAACCCACAUGCCCCAAAGCACACACCCGUAGCCAGCUUCCAGGCCCACAGGUGCAGUGUCACACAGGGCAUGCCCAGACACCCGCACAGAAGCAGCCUCGGUACCUUCAGGAUCUCAGGUCCCAGAAAGCCACACAGACACAUGCUGGUCACACAC